CGUUUAGAAUAUUCGGAUGUGAUGUAUGAAUUGGAUCGAAAAAUAGUGCAAUUAUCGCUUUGUUCUACUGCUCUUUUCAUUUUGAUAGCUUUUAAAUGCCCAAAGCAAUAUUCCAAAUUUCUUAAUUUUAUAUUCGUUUUUAUAAUAUUUAUUUCAUUAAUUAUUCUUUCGUGGAGAAUCGAAAAAUCUUUUUCUUCAAUUCCAUUUAUUUUAAUCGAAAGAAUUUUCAAUGGAACAUCGCAAAGGAUAUGUUUACUAUUAUUUUGGUCGAUAUGCGUUCUAGCAUCGCUCACAUUCUCACUAAUUGUCAAACUAAGGAGUCGAAGUUCAACAGUUCAUCGGAAAUUCUUUCAUUUAACUGUAUCACUUAUAUGCGUAACGGGGAUAAAAUAUGAUUUUCAAUUGACUUGGCUUUCUGCAUGGAUUGUUCUUAAUAUUUUCAUUAUCACCGAGUUAAUUCGUUCGAAAGAUAUUCGACCUCUUUCAGUGUUCUUGAAUAAUUGGCUUUUAAUAUUCCUUGAUGAACAGGAUUCAGUAUAUCUUAUAUUGACACCAAUAUAUUUAAUUCUUGAUCCACCUGAGCUUUAUCAUUUUGCUGGUGUUUUAACGGUUGGUAUUGGUGAUAGUAUGGCUUCAAUUGUAGGAACAAUCAUGGGAUAUCAUUAUUGGCCGGAUUCUCGUAAAACUAUUGAAGGUAGUAUAGCCUUCAUACUUAGUCAGUUUGUUUUUAGUUUAUUGUUCGGCUUUAUAUUGGUCUCAUCUUCUAUAGAUAUUAUAAAAAUAUUAUUUAUAUCUGUUUUAUGUGGAAUAUUAGAAGGCCUCAUUAAGCGCGGUGAUAAUAUUAUUGUACCAUUUAUUGCUUAUUUAUUAUUUUGA
Dracunculus medinensis (Guinea worm) is the source of this 876-nucleotide messenger RNA. The record is from the annotation of a GenBank genome assembly. Lineage: Eukaryota; Metazoa; Nematoda; Chromadorea; Rhabditida; Dracunculidae.